Messenger RNA from Cataglyphis hispanica, 1426 nucleotides. Its product is annotated as odorant receptor 9a-like. Gene Ontology annotation, biological process: sensory perception of smell; detection of chemical stimulus involved in sensory perception of smell. Gene Ontology annotation, molecular function: olfactory receptor activity; odorant binding. The record is from RefSeq and is a predicted model, not a curated record. Gene Ontology annotation, cellular component: plasma membrane. NCBI's taxonomy places the organism in Eukaryota, Metazoa, Arthropoda, Insecta, Hymenoptera, Formicidae. The transcript is spliced from 9 exons.
AUGCAAUUCUUUGAUGGACGCAACUACAGAAUCAAUAAAAUUCUCCUAUCGUGCAUAGGCCAAUGGCCAUAUCAAACGAAAAGGAGUAGCAGCGCUAUUAUUAUUAUUAUAGUGUCUUUAGCUGGUACGCAAUUUAUCGCCAAGGUAUGUGGUUUACUCUCAAUUGAAAAUAUCGAUAUAUUUAUCGAUUCUCUUUCACCAUUAGUAGUCGAUAUAGGAUGUGGAGUAAAAUUAAUUACUUGCAUAUUAAAGGCAAAGGAGAUCAGAGCAAUUUUUGAUCAAAUACAGAGCGAUUGGCAAUGGCUAAAGAAAUCAACUCACAUUAAAGUUCUUAAUAAUUAUGCGCAAAAUGGACGAACAUUUACAAUUAUAUACGCAAGUGCUUUUUAUUCUGCAUUGACGUUAUUUAUGCUAGUACCAUUGUUACAACCACUGUUGCUGCAUUCUUCUUCAAAUAAUACAGCUCGGCCAUUACUACACUGAGUCGAAUACUACGUUGAUAUAAACAAAUAUUACUUUCCCAUCUUAAUCCAUGGAUAUGCCACAGCUAUUAUUUGUGUAAGCAUAGCCAUUGCAGCGGAUACUAUGUAUGUAAUCAUGAUACAGCAUGUUUGCGGAUUAUUUAAGAUCAUCGAGCAACAAUUAGAAAAUAUAAUAAAAAAAGAUAAUUUAGAAAUAAAUUUCAAACCAUCUGUAAAAGACGAUGAACCAUAUAAAAAUAUUGUAAAAAGCAUUCAUGCGCAUAAAAAUGCUUUAAGGUUCGCCAGUCUCGUCGAAGCUACAUUCAGUCAGAUGUUUCUUAUACUAGCAGGUUUUAAUAUGCUUAUCAUGAGUAUGACCGGAGCUGUAACAAAUAUGGACAAGCCGGAAGAAUUUUUAAGGCAGAUAACAUUUGCGUGCGCAUUAUUAGUGCAUCUAUUUUUUGAGAGUUUUCAAGCACAGAGUCUAAUCGAUCACAGCGCAUAUAUUCAAAUUAGUUUAAUGAAUAUAGCAUGGUAUCAAACCUCAUCUCGAACAAGGAAAAUCUUAAUCUUUAUGAUAAUGAAAACGCGAGAACCUUGUGUACUAACAGCAGGAAAAAUGUUCGUGAUAUCCAUGGAUACUUUUUCUACAAUCGUGCGUACAUCAGUAUCGUAUUUUACGAUGUUGCGAUCGUUGCAAUAAUUUACUUCGCUAAAACUAACUCUUUGGUGCCGCCGUACUAAAUAUUUUUGAUUAUAAAUAUGCAGUAUUGUUUAUUUGUCAAUAGAUUUGUAGAAAAUAAAAAGUCUAAAAAUAAAUUAAAUUGUUAGUUAAGAAACAUCUUUUUUUAAAUGCUACAAUCGAUAUGCAUACACAUGUGCAAAUAUCAAACAAAUACAAUUAUAGUUAUAAAAAAAAUUAUUAGCUGUCAUACAUAUAAAAAAACAAGAUAUCUACAGUAAAU